Amphiprion ocellaris (clown anemonefish) is the source of this 6017-nucleotide messenger RNA. RefSeq names its product transmembrane protein 17A. Gene Ontology annotation, cellular component: ciliary transition zone. Bases 202 to 870 code for a protein of 222 amino acids. The transcript has 5 exons. Gene Ontology annotation, biological process: non-motile cilium assembly. NCBI's taxonomy places the organism in Eukaryota, Metazoa, Chordata, Actinopteri, Pomacentridae. The record is from RefSeq and is a predicted model, not a curated record.
AUCCUCAGCCCGCCUCCUUCACAAUAAUCUGAUUAGCCGUAGUGUCAGCCAGUGUGCAACUUUGUGGGUCCAUUUGCUUCUCCAUGUGUGCAUUUGUGUGACGGCGAGGAUUAGCAGGAGACACUGAAACACAAACACACUUUUGGACUGUUACACUUCUCUAAUUCCUUGGCUCGGUCAUGGUCAGCGGCUCUACCCACAAUGCCUGUGUUUUACUCUCCUGUGCCCGAGAACCUGCAGAUGGGUCUGGCCUACAUGGGAGGAUCAGUGUUCACCAACAACAGGACGGCAGACAGCGACUUCACCAGGGAGCAGGAGGAUGCAUCUGUGGUCAACGAGUUGGUGUCUCACCUUCCCCUUCAGAUGCUUCUAUACUUCAACAUGUUUUAUUUUCCCUGUUGGUGGUUCUCUGCCGUGUUCAUGUUGGAAGUAAAGUUCUACCAUCUGGCCGGUUACUACCAGGCUCUGCUCAUCACCGGGAUGAUCCUCCUCACACUCAUUGAAGUGGUCCGACUCUAUCUGGGCUACAUUGGCAACCUUAAAGAAAAGGUGCCAGAGCUGGCAGCCUUCUGGCUCCUGUCUUUCAUGUUCCAGCUGCCGGUGCUGCUGUUCUUCCUGACCGAUGAAGGAAUUAUCAUCCUGCCUCUGGAGAGGGCCGUCCACUCCGUCUACCUCCUCUUCCUCCUCGCCCAGAUCCUGGCCUCCUUCUUGGCGCUCAGGACCAUGACCCGAAAGCUCACCUUGCUCUUCUAUCUGCGCCAGUUUGGAAAGGUGGAGGGCUUCCGGCACACGGGGAUGAGCCCAGUUUACGGCAUUCCCUACCACCGCAGUGUGCUGCCGGUGUCACCCAGCCAGGAUAUGUUCCAUUGAAGUAAACAUCCAUCCUCAGGAAACAACAAGCUGCAGUGGCUGCUGCACUGGAGAACAGAAAAGGGAAAAACAUUCAGCGUGGGGGACAGGACUCAUGCUUUCCAUUUCAUGUAGAAGCAGAUGCUGAGGAGAUAAACACAACAUCUCAUAUUGCUGCAGAAAAGAGACUUGGAAAAAUAGUUUUCUUAUUUUCUGAAGACGUGAAAAAACUGCAAUUGUUGGAACAAGUGUAUCUUGGUCUAACAAGCAAAGUAGCACCACAACACAUGAAAGGUCUGAUCAAACUGCAUUUAAAUCUCCCUUUAAAGAAAGCAUUUUAUUUUAUCCGUGUGAUAUUGUAGAGUGUAAGAAGUAGCUGUCAGUACUGACCAUAGAGCAGCUUGGUUUGGUGGAAUAGCACAAUGACAAAAUGACAGAAACCAGAGCUGAGAUAACACGAGGAAAACUGUGUAUCUGGAGUUCUUAAUAUUAGGUGCUGUGUUAUUGUAUAAGACGAAAACAGCAGCAAUGACUCACCACACAUUCAAGUAGAAGGAGAAUAAUGUCCAUGACAAAUAUGCAGAUACACACUUUACAUGCAGGUAACAGAUCUUCACAUUGAUACAUAUUAAAGUUGUGCCUGUUCGUAUAUCUACACAUGUACACACACAUUUACAUAUAUGCUACCGUUCAAAAGUUUGGGGUCACCCAGACAAUUUCAUGUUUUCCAUGAAAAAUCCCACUUUUAUCCAUGUGCUAACAUAACUGCACAAGGGUUUUCUAAUCAUCAAUGAGCCUUUCAACACCAUUAGCUAACACAAUGUAGCAUUAGAACACAGGAGUGAUGGUUGCUGGAAAUGUUCCUCUGUACCUCUAUGGAGAUAUUCCAUUAAAAAUCAGCUGUUUCCAGCUACAAUAGUCAUUUACCACAUUAACAAUGUCUACACUGGAGUUAUUAUUCAUUUAAUGUUAUCUUCACUGGAAAAAAAAUGCUUUUCUUUCAAAAACAAGGAUCUUUCUAAGAGACCCCAAACUUCUGAACAUCCUUCAACCAGAUACAGACAUCUAACCGUCUUUUAACUAUGCUGUCAAAACUGUACACUGCUGCUCAUAUUUUGAACAUUUGUUUAUCAAAUAAAGGUGAAAUAUGAAAUUUGACAGCAACAGAUAUAGAGUUAGAAGAAUCAGAGAGAUAUAAGACAUUGUGGUUAUGUUGCAGACAUCUACCAGACAAUCAAGAUGCAUCAAAAGUGAUAUACAGACAGGUGAUAAGUUAAAGGAAAAAACAACAUAAAGUGUGUUGGUAAUGUUUUGGACCAUCUUGUAUCAUCAGAGAAACUUCAUAGUUCCUUGGUAUUGAUUCUCCAAGUUUCUGGAACUCGACUGGCAGUAUAGAACACUAUUUUGCCAAAAGAUACUCCCUCAUUUGCGGCUAAUUUACGACACCACUUAUCAAACACUUUUAACACAGUGAUAAGAUCUCUCAUCAGGAAGUUUCACCAUCGUUAACAUCUGGCAGCUCUAUCACCAGGAUCACUGUCGUUGUUGGUGGACCUCCUGGUUUCACAACAAUUCACACCUUGAGUCAUGUGAGUCCUGGGUCAUUAAUGGACCAUUAGCCAUGUGAGCUGGAGUGACUAUAAAUUCUGUAACUCCCCAUCAGUCACUUAGAACUGAAGAAGCCUCUUUGGUGAGAGGUGAAACAUCUUCAAGAGCCUACAAGAGAAGUCCAGCUGAUUUCUACUGAAGCUCUGACGAUUUUCAUGACCUGGAUGACUGAGAAUCUACACAUGUAUGUUGCCUCGUUUGGUGUUUUUUGAGCUUUUGGUCCAAAAUCCGUUUGAGAUGUUCAGUUGGGUUGAGAUCUGGUGACUGUGAAGGCCACAGCAUAUGAUUCACAUCAUUUUCAUUUAAACAUUUAGUGACCCCACAUGCCCUAUGUAUGGGGGCGUCCUGGAAGAAUUUUUUCAGGAUAGGAAAGAUGUGAUCACUCAGAACAACUUUGUUUUUAUUUGCAGUGGUCCAUUCCUCUAAGUCUUAUAGGAAUAGGCCACUGCAAAAAAAAUUAAAAAUACAGUUAGUAUGUAUAGUGAAAUUGCAUCAUGGCAGAAAAAUGCCUCCUACAGCACUACAAAGCCACUAAAUUCCUUCACUGUAUACUUCAGGAGUUCAGGUUUUGUCUUAAAUUUGUCACCUUUUUGUAGAAGUUGCGUGAAGAGCAGAUGUAGGGGUUGAUCAGUGUUAUUUAUCAGGAAUAGAACUUAUAUAUAUCAUCAUAAGAGCAUAAAUAGAACUUGGAAAUAUCAUUUAGGUUUAUCUGGAAGUUGUAACAUAUUCAUUUAAGGGUGGGUGCUUUAUUAUUCAGUCAUUUCCAAUUGUAUUUGGUUGUUUCUUUUGUCCCCUCUUUGUGGCUUCUUGUCUUGUUAUUCACCUGAUCUUCUUCACCUGGCUCUCCAGCUGCACCUUGUCAUCCCUUAGCUCCUCCCAGCUUAUAUGUAGAGAUUUCAGAUUUGCUGCUUUCCAAAUUGUUUGUCUGUCUGUUGAUUCUGUGUCUGUGGCCAUCACUUCCAGAAUUACCAUCUCAAACUAUAUAUCACGUGGAAACAUCUAAACAAAAAACUUUGGUGCUUCAAUGUUAAGGGAAAAAAACCUCUGAGGCCCAAAAAUCAAACGAGACAAUCAUUUAGUAGGAGCUGCUCUGGCAUCUCUGCUGCUUUUUGAAUCAGCUCUGAUAUUAAUGAAAAUCUACUUCAUUGCUUUACGCGCCAUUAAAAUUUAAUUUCUAGGACAAAGCAGGAAGAAUACCAAUCGACUGUCUUUGACUGUAGUCUGAGUGCAAAAUGAGCUGGAGCUGUCUCUUUGCAGCCACCGUUGAAAUCAAGUGAUGUGCUUGUAGAAGAGUCACUUCCAAUGUGUUUAUCCUCUUUAAGUAAAGCCAAAGAGAAAACUAAUUUUUACAGAAGAGGCGAGUCUGGCGUACCACUAUGAAAAACACGAACAUCAGCUGGAAUAAAUCCAAAUUUUAUUGACGUAUUGAUCUGUUUAAAUUCUCUAAACUGAAGGGUUUGAAAGGCGUGUUAGUUUUUGAAAAAAUGCCAAAAUGAUACCAGUUACCACAGCCAGAAAUGGUGAAAACAGAAACUAAUCGUGUGUGAUGUGUUGUUCUGUCAGGAAAAUUAACCAAAUCUAAGCCUCAAAUUCUGAUAGUUCAUCAAAAUCACUUUAUCGCACGUUUCUUUAAAAAAAAAAAAAAUCACCAAACAUAAAUAAUUUGUACUAGGCAGAUGCUGUAAAAAAGGCAAAAUUUGGUCCCUUCUGUGCAAUGAAUAAGCCAUUUGUGACUGAAAUAUGAUUAACAACCACAUGACAAAAAUUCAGGGAGUAUUCAGAUGAACUGCAGGAUGUGUUUACACCAAGUAGGUAGGAGACAUGUAAAUAAAUUAGAGAGAUUAAGAGGUAUAUAAUGCAUACUUGAGGCAUAAAAUCCAUGCACCAUGGCUCAAAAAUGGUACAACGAGGAACAAGUUGUUGGAUGACACAUUCAGCAUGGUGAAACAUCUUUCUAGAGCUGGUGGGCAUGGAUAGUUUAGAAAAGAGGUAGCAGAAAUGUAAAUAAUUAAAAAUCUACUAAUAAUAUUAAGUGGAGCUUUGAUUUUUAAUUUUUUUUCCCGGUAUUUGUAAAACCUUUGAACAUUUGGAAAACUGCUGCACAAUUCGAUUUAAUUUUUCCUUGAUGUUUGUGACAUAAAUAAUCAGUGAAUUCAAGUUUUCUUUCUUUCUUUUUUCAUGAUUUGUGGCAUCUUAGUACACAUAAGACAUUUUUAAGUUCUCUCUACUUCUAGUCAUGGUUGUGCUGGUUCCAUAGAGGUGCAGUAAACAUGUGAACACGGAAAUGUCCAGAAACUGCUUGGGGUUCAGAGAGUUAGAUCAUUCCUGAGCAUUUAUCAAUAUAUCGCCUGUGCUUUCCUCAAACCAACAUCCAUAGCCUUCAACACAUUGAUCAAAACAGCCCUUUUCUCCAUCUUUAUUCUAAACGCACUCUCCGGACAGUACUGUAUGUUCACACAUUCGUCUUUUUAAUAUAUUCAGCUAUAAUAAGCAUAAACUGUAUUAGGUGCUGGAGAGGCAGAUUAACCAGCUGGUGGUUAGGGGGAAAAGAAAUAUAAAUUCCCCCUGGAGACAUAGCGUUCACAUCUGAAGCAGCUCCUUGCACCUUUUCCCUCAUCAAAUUGCCUUUCCUUGUGGUGAACAAUAGCCUUGGAUAGUCUGGGUACAUAAUAGUCUGUCUCUCGAAACAUACUGUUUGAUUCAUGUGUUCUUAUGCUUUUGCUGCUCCUGGUCAAGUUUUCCCAUCUUGUGGCAGCGUAGCUCAACAUCCGCCGAGCUUUAGUGAGUCUGUCAUCACCUUAAUGAUGAUUGGGUACAGCUCAGAGAUAAUCACCAAAUAUGACGGACGAGUUUAUGCUAAGCACUGGCGGGAAGCAAUAUCCAAGACAUGACAGGGACAUCCUCGCGACUUAUUUCAGCAAUCCCUCCCGGCAGAGAGCUCGGUCCUGCCAAGAUGGUUGAAGAAGGUGGUUAAGCGAUGAGCCUCACAAACUAUUGUGGUUCAGCUUCAGUCAUAAACUGCACUGAUAAGUUGAGAAUAGGUUUACUGCAGAAAAACAUGUUAUUUUGGAAUUUUGUUUGUGCAAAUCCCAUUGAAAAUUGGGGAGAAAAACAAUGAAUUGAUCCUACUCAUAAGGAUUGCCUUAAAGCCAUCUGUGAGCCACACAUGUGAUUCAUUUCUUCACGUGUACGCUAAUUCAAACCCACAUACACCAUCCUGCUGCUGUAAAUAGAAUCAAAUUUGUGGCUGAAAAUCAUCCUCCAAACUGCACUAACUACAUCUGUUUGCAUAAUAUUUGCUAAAAACUACAAUUCCUAGCCAUAUUAGGAAAAUUAGCCUUUUUUAAAAACAGGUGUUCUUUAGUUCUGAGACACUAAACUACUGACAAAUGACUCCCUAUAAAAGCUGUUAAAAGCAAGAUCUACAGUCAAGCCCGAAAUUAUUUGUACUCCUAGCAAAUUUUAACUUAAAGGUAUUUUUAAAAGGAAAUGAAAGCUGAGAAUGUUUUUUUUUUUUACACAAUAGUGCCUCUUGUGUAUCAUCUUAUUAUCUUUUGGGA